AACGGGGUGAUUGUGAUACGGUGAACCGCCGUCACGGUGAGCACAUGAUCCCGAGCUUGACACAUGUGAGGAUCACGAUUUUUUUUCGUCAUCUAUUGCAGUUCAAAACCGUUUGAAAUGGGCAUCACUAAGCAAUAUUUACGUUACGUGCCACUGAGCAAUUUUAAUAUCAUUUGCCAUCCCGACUGUAAUAUAGUCUUCGUUACUUUGAACGGCAUCUCCGACCGAUACGUUGCUGUUGGCGCUUGUGAAAAUGUUGUUGUUUGGGACUUACGCUUGGCUAAAUUGGUCAUGACAAUCGAAGAUGAAGACAUGAAAAAUAAUACUUUGAAAAAAAAUAGUGUUGUUAAAUUGGCUUCGAUUUCAGAAGGUAAACACAUUGCUGUUGGUUAUUCGGACGGUUUGGUGAAUACAUUUAAUUUGACAACCGGUGAACUUGUGGGAACAUUUCAAGGCCAUCGUUCUGCUAUAACUGCGUUAAAUUACGACACUAAUGGUCAUAUGCUCGCAUCGGGUUCUAAAGAUACUGAAGCAGUAAUUUGGGAUAUUGUAGCAGAAAAAGGGUUACAUAGAUUGUCUGGCCAUAAAGGAAUAAUCACAGAAGUUAAAUUUAUGAAUAAAUACAAUAUAGUAUUGACAUCAUCAAAAGAUACUUAUAUAAAGUUUUGGGAUUUAACUACUGGUCAUUGUUUUAAGACAUUAGCAGGUCAUAUAACUGAAGUAUGGACCCUAUCUAUUUUACGAAAUGAUGAUUUUGUUGUGGCUGGAAGUAAUGACGCAGAACUGCGUACUUGGAAAAUUUCAGAAACCAAGGAAGAAGAAUUAGAAAUAAAAAUGACAGAACUUUUGUCCUCUGAGACUAUAUUAGAUUUUACAUCUUCAAUAAAAUGCGUAAAAGCUGGAUCAUUAAUGAGAGAAGGCCCUGGCCGUGUAGUAUCUUCUGCAACUGAUAAUACUAAUCAUGUUCUUUGUUGUCAUGGACAUGGCAAACUAUUAGAGCUAUUUAUUUUUACUGGUGACGGUGAAGCAUUAGAACGUUUACGUAAUCGACAGCGUAAAUUUAGAAAAAAAGCUUUAAAGCGUGGUGAAAAUGAAAAUGAUGAGAAUUUAGCAUUUUUAAAUGAAAAAAGUCCAGCAUUACAAGAUGUAGUACGACGAUUACCAUCUAUUUUAACAGAUUUCAAAAUUAAAUCUGUUGACUUAGUUGUAAAGCAAACUCAUGUCAAAGUUGUUGUGAGUAUGUCGAAUAACUCUUUAGCAAUGUAUUCAGUAUCUUUGACUGAUAACAAAGUAGUUAAAGAAUUACGCAAAAUUUCAUUACAUGGUCAUAGGUCCAAUGUUAAAGUCUUAGCGUUUAGUUCAGAUAAUUUGGCUUUAUUUACCGGUGGUUCAGAAUCAGUAAAAAUGUGGAGCAGGAAAACUCUAAAUUGUAUUCGAACUGUUGAAACAUCAAGUCAGGUUCAAUGUUUAUGUGUUAUUCCUGGUGACAGACAUGUUUUAGCUGGACUUGAAGAUGGUAAUUUGUUAGUUAUUGAUAUUGCAGCAGGAUAUAUCAUUGAAUGCAUUUCUGCUCAUUCUAAAGAUUUAAAAUCUAUUUACAUGCUUCCAGACGAGCUUGGUUGUAUUACUGGUGGAGGUGAUAGCUCAGUUAAAUUAUGGCAAUUGGAAUUGGUAGUUUUACCAAAUUCUGACCGAAGAGUAUUAUCAUUAUUACAUUUAAAGACAAUAGAAUUAGAUGAAAAUGUUCAAUGUGCCAAAGUCAGUCCAGAUAACAAGUUAUUAGCUGUUGCACUUUUAGAUAAUACUAUCAAAAUAUUUUUCAAGGAUACUUUCAAGCACUUCAUUGAUUUGUAUGGACACACUCUCCCAGUGAAUGAUUUUGAUAUAAGUUAUGAUUCUUCACUUAUUAUAACUGCAAGUGCUGAUAAAACUGUUAGAAUUUGGGGUUUAGACUACGGAGAUUGUCACAAACGAUUAACAACCGAUUCUUCAUUGACCAGUAUAAAGUUUAUUCCUCAAACACAUCAGUUUUUCACUUCUGAUAAAAAUGGAAAUAUUAAACAUUGGGAUGCUGAUAUUUUUGAAAGAGUUUUAACACUUCAGGGCCACAGAGGUGAAUGUCGUAAUUUAUCUGUGAGUGGAAAUGGUUAUUUUGUUUUAAGUUGUGGUCAAGAUAACGUCAUACGAUUAUUUGAGAAAACUGAAGAGCCCCUUGUAUUAGAAGACGAACGAGAAGAAGAAAGAACUCAAGAAGAUGAAAAAGAAUUAGCUACAGGAGAAGAAACUAAUGUGUACGGUGGACCAUCGAUCUUAGCAUUGCCAUCAAAGAAGACCAUUUCAUCAGAAAAAGCUGCUGAACUAUUGUUGGAAUGUUUAAAUGUUAUCAAGGAGUACAAAGAUUCGCUUCAUCAAAAUCAGAACACAAGUGAGGAUAAACCAUCCUUACCAAUGAUAAUGAUGGCAUUUAAUGUAAAAACUGCUGAUGAUUAUCUAUUAGAAAUAAUAAAAAGAAUUCGUUCAAGUGAAUUGGAAGAAGUAUUGUUACUAAUACCCUUUUCCAGUGUCUGCUAUUUUAUGGAGUCAUUAAUUCCACUUUUAAAUCAUAUGCACCAUGAAAUUGAGGCUGUAGUUAGGUCUUUAGUCUUCUUGGUCCAAACAUUGCAUAAACCAUUAUCAUCUGUCAAAGACAUGAUGCCUAUUUUAAGACAAUUGCAUCUACUCGCCACAAAGAAAACUAAUGAAUUUAGAGAUUUAGUGGGAGAAAAUUUGCAUUCACUUAUGUUCAUAAAUAACAGCCAAGAAGAAGAAGAUUUAGUAUUCAAUAUUACACAAAAUGUUCAUAAGAAAAGAAAACGUCAAAAACAAAAACUAUUAAAAACCACUUUGGUCAAUUUCUAA
Molecule: messenger RNA, 2898 nt
Organism: Sipha flava (yellow sugarcane aphid)
Lineage: Eukaryota; Metazoa; Arthropoda; Insecta; Hemiptera; Aphididae
Product: WD repeat-containing protein 3
Exons: 13
Coding region: 118-2898 (926 amino acids)
Biological process (GO): maturation of SSU-rRNA
Cellular component (GO): Pwp2p-containing subcomplex of 90S preribosome; small-subunit processome
Molecular function (GO): protein binding; snoRNA binding
Source: RefSeq, a predicted model, not a curated record